CUCCACUCUCCAGCAGUACAUGUUUAAUACUCUCAUCCUUUUCUUCUCUUUGACUGAGUUUGGCAGAUUGGAGCUGAGUGGGACCCCAAGCUGCUCAAUUUCCCUCCUGAUUUUCCACAUUAUCCCGACAUAUACGGGCGACAGAAACCAGUUUGUUCCCAGGCCUCUGGUUAAUUUCAAUGAUGCUGCUGUGUCUGUUUAUGACCUCGACUUGAAGAUACCUGAUCAUCAACAGUGUCUGAAGGCUGGUCCCCAGAACAAUCUCGGCUUACGCACAGAACCAGAGCCGGUGGCUGUCUCUGUGAUCAAAAAUCUUUUCCUUCAAUCAUCAUGAUUGACUUGAGCUUCCUGAUGGAGGAGGAGCAGGAGAUGAUCCUGUCGGUUCUGAAGAGAGAUGCUGAGCUCAAACAUAAAGAAGAGCAACGGAUCAAAAAGCUGCAGGAGACCAAGCGAGAUGAGUGCCAACUGAAGUACCUGACAGGAGAAUGGUUUUACGAGGCCAGGUCAAAGAGGCACAGAGACAAGAUGCAUGGCUCCGACAUCAUUAAAGCUUCCAUGAAACACGGGAAACCUGUGACUAUAAUGGAGCUCACACAGAUCUGGCCAGGAAAGUCAAGCUUUUUGAAAAGUGAAAGCAAGGACAUCUUUAUCCCACCAGAACUCUCCGGAUUAAUAGGGGAACCAUCAUCAUGUGAACAUGAUACCAGUGAUCAGUACCAAGAGGCAGAACAUAAACCUUCCCCAUAUCCUCAAGCAAAGCCUAGACAGAAUCCUUUCAACAGCAAACCCGUAGCAUUAGAAUGUCCUGAAAAGACAGAUGGACAUUUGCAAACUGGUGCAAAUAUCCAGCAGAUACCAAAGAACUUGCACCAGGUUCCUGCAGAUCAGCAGCCAGCAGCAGCGUCACUGUCCUCGUUGCCUAAACCGUGCCAGACGGCACAGGUCCCUGCCGAGGAUCAUCAUGAAGAUCUUGCUGAGCCUCGUUCCUCACAGGUGUCUGAGUCCUCUGACUCUGUUGUACAACAAGAUGGCCGUGACAGUCCUAGCCCAGUAAGAACAGUACAGAGGAAGGCCAGUGUCAGACCCCUUUCUGUUUCCAAGAGUUUGGAGGACCUGGCAACCGUGCCCUCCAAAGACGAAAGAUGGAAAAAUGAACCAAGCCUUGGCAUAAUACAGACUGUGGAGGAAGCUCCGGAUGCACUCACAAUUGCUGUCUUGGACCCAGAGCAGAGUAAGAGGCUGAGUGUCUCAGUACCUGCUUUUAUGCACGAGCAGGGUAACGGCAGAGAAAGCGACUGUCUCUCCGAGAAUAGUUUCUAUUCUGAAAGACCGAGGAAAAGCAGCACAUAUACUAACACCAGUUUCUCAUCUGGCCUCGCCUCCAUGUCUUCUGUCAGUGGCAGUGUGACAAACAUUUACGGCACAGACUUUGGACAUGUGGAAGUUAAGGGAACCAUCCAGUUCGCCAUUAACUAUGUGAAUAAACUGGAAGAGCUCCACAUCUUUAUAGUCCAGUGCAGAGAUCUGGCAGUGGCAGAUCCUAAGAGGAACCGUUCUGACCCGUAUGUUAAAUGUUAUCUUUUACCUGACAAAGCAAAGCUGGGGAAAAGAAAAACAUCUGUGAAGAAGAAGACUCUGAACCCUAGUUAUAAUGAAAUCCUACGGUAUAAGAUGCCACUGGAGAACUUAAAGGUUCACACUUUAAAUGUCUCUGUGUGGCAUAAUGACACGUUUGGAAGGAACAGUUUUCUUGGGGAAGUGAACGUGGAUUUGUCUGAGUGGGACAAUAAUACGCACAUGAUGGACUGCACCCUCAAAGGAAGGACGGUGACUCCGUCCAGUCCAAAGCAUGUUAACCACAAUGUGGAAAUGUGUGGAGAUAUGAGAAUAUCUUUGCGUUUCCUUCUGCAGACUUCUCAAAUUGUAGGUAACAAGACACCACAGACUGGUGAGAUUCAGGUCUGGAUAAAGGAAUGUACCAAUCUAGCAUCCAGAAACAGGACUAUAGACCCCUUUGUAAAAUGCUUAAUACUUCCGGACAACAAUCAGAAAAACCGACAGAAAACUCGGGUUGUAAAGAGAACUGCAAACCCAGUGUUCAACCACACCAUGGUCUAUGAUGGCCUCAGGCAGGAGGACCUGAGAGACACCUGUGUUGAACUCACUGUGUGGGCCCAUGACCGGCUCAGUAAUCACUUCAUAGGAGGCACAAGGCUUGGUCUUGGAACAGGCAAAUGUCAUGGCACUGAGGUAAAGUGGAUGGAUUCUAGCUCUGCUGAAUCUGCAUUGUGGAGAAGAAUGAUUGAAUCAAAGAAUGAGUGGGUAGAAGACACUGUACCUUUGAGGAUGUUCAUCAUGACAAGAUAGUAACAGUCCAAUUGUUUGGCAAAAAAAAAAAGGUGUGAAAAAUGUUAUAGAACAUCAAAUUGAAGGAUGUGGUAUACACUGAUAAAUAUACACACCUUCAUUUGAGAUCACAUCAAACACUACAUUAUGUUUGGAAUAAGGAGUGCUGAAAAUGUGUAUGUUUUACCUGUUGUAAAAUUUACUUGUGUAUAUAUAAUUACAUAGACACGAGUGUUUUAAGGGAAAUAUGACACUCGUAUUUUUCAUACAAACUACAUCCAGGACAUUGAGAACUACAGUGUUUCAGUAUGUCACUUGUGAGGAUAUCGAAGAAUUGUUUAACAAAUUGUGUUUUUUUUUUUUUUUUUGGUGUGUGUGUGUGUGUGUGUGUAAUAAAAAGAAUCAUAUGAUGGCUUGAAGACAUGAAGUUUAUCUACUCAUGUUGAAAGACUUGUAUUUUUCAUAUGAAAUACAUCGUGGAUCUAAGUGACAUUUAAAUAAUAUUGGCUGGUGUUGAGUGGUCUAUCAGAUAUAUUCCAUUCAGCUAGCAUGACAUUGAACAAGUCAAAGAUGAGUUUAGUAUCAUGGUAGCUGAAUGAAAUAUAGCUGAUGUACCACAAAGUUGUUGUGUUUUUUGUUAUUAUAAUUAUUAUUUAUACAUACUCUCUUCAUAUCAGCAUUCUUGAAGGCCAACACUAGCUUACACACAACUCUGUGCUGUUUGCGUGGCAGUGCAGUCACCUUCCAGCUGGUGUAGCAUUCAUCAGUAGUGUUAGCGAAUACUAAUAAAGCAGUCAAGCCAGUGCUAUCAAGAGAAAGUAGCACAGGCUAACGACUGAGAAACUUAA
Molecule: messenger RNA, 3194 nt
Organism: Neoarius graeffei (lesser salmon catfish)
Lineage: Eukaryota; Metazoa; Chordata; Actinopteri; Siluriformes; Ariidae
Gene: sytl2a
Product: synaptotagmin-like 2a
Exons: 18
Coding region: 331-2367 (678 amino acids)
Biological process (GO): intracellular protein transport; exocytosis
Cellular component (GO): exocytic vesicle; plasma membrane
Molecular function (GO): small GTPase binding; neurexin family protein binding
Source: RefSeq, a predicted model, not a curated record